Molecule: messenger RNA, 1444 nt
Organism: Poecile atricapillus (Black-capped chickadee)
Lineage: Eukaryota; Metazoa; Chordata; Aves; Passeriformes; Paridae
Gene: TGFBR3L
Product: transforming growth factor beta receptor 3 like
Exons: 7
Coding region: 255-1112 (285 amino acids)
Source: RefSeq, a predicted model, not a curated record
CAGCUGGAGGAUCCAGGUGACACCGGGGCGCUGGGAAGGGCAUUGUGGACAUCGGGGGGGGACAGGGGGAUACUGGUGGCACAUCAGGGACACGCGGGGGCACUCGGGUGACGUCUCCCGUGACAUCACCGCGGCCCAAGGGUGUCACCGGGGCGACGGUGGCCUCGGGCGGGCUACACGGAGACAUCCCCCCCCCAGCGUGGGCGGGUGCCGCGGGGACAGCGCCGGGACAACCUGGGGACAACGGGGACUGGAUGGCAGCGCCACCGAGCCGCCCCCUCCCCCUGCUCGUCCUCCUGCUCCUCCUGCCCGGGGAGGGGCCCGCAGGACCCCCCCCGGGCUGGCCGUGGGGUGACCCCGCCCCCGCCCCGGCACUCCCGAGGCCCCCGAGGCCGCGCUGCAGCGGGGACCGGCCCGGGUCCCGGUGCCCCCCCCGGCCCCCUCGGCUCCGCCUGGACGUCGCCCCCUCCCCCGAGUUCCGCCCGGCCCCGGGACCGCGCGCGGUGCCCGCGGGCGGACGCGUGUUCCUGCAGGUGUCGCUGUCCCGCGCCCCCCCCGGGCUGGGUUUCUCUCUCCGCCGCUGUUUCGUGUCCCCGCGCUCGUCCCCGGGCCCCUCCCGGGGUCCCCCCCCAGUGCCGCGGCCGCUCGUGGUGCUGCGGGGGGGCUGCGGGGCGGGCAGGGGGCGCGGGGAAGGCCCGGGGGGGGCGCGGCGGCGGCUCCGGGGCUCGUUCGUGCUCCCGGCCCGGUUCCCGGAGCCGCUGCAGUUCCUGCAUUGCCGCCUGCGCCUCUGCCGCCACCGGGGCGACACUGGGACACCGGGCGGGCUUCCCGCGUGCCGGGCCGAAGCCUGUCCCCGCAGAAGAGGCGAAGCCUCCGGUUCAGGCCCCGCCCCUCGGUCCCGUCCCCGCGAUGGCCCCGCCCCCGGGCGCGCGCUGCGCACCGUGACCCGCCCGAUCGUGGUGACACUGGGGACACCCGCCACCCCCGCGCCCGGCGCCCCUCCUGGGCUUCCCCUGCUGCCGCUCCCGCCGCCCCCGCCUCUCCUGCGCCCCCCGCCGCCCCCCCGGGAGCAGCCCCGGGCACCCCCCGCGGGUGAUGAUUGGCAGCUCUGAGCGCUUAGGCUGAGAAAUUCCUGUGGGAAAAGGAAAUUCCGGCAGUGGGAGAUGGAGGCCGCAGCUCAUCCAGCCCAUCGCUCACCUGCUCAGGCCCCCAUGGCAGGGAAGAGCCACAGCCUGGGGAAAUUCGCAUGCGAGCGGGGAGACAGAACCAGCAAAUUGGGGUAUUAAUUAAUAAAAAGUUCUGCUGUCUGUAACCAAAGAUGCGCUGACGCCUUCAGUCAUUAAAAUGUCCCGAUGGUGCAAAGCUUUGCCGAUGGGGGAGUGGGGGAGUGGCCUUUGGGGGAACCCCCAGCGGCUGCUGUGCCCUAAGGAGAAUAAAAACUGCA